UUGGGUGUUAUCUUCUCAAAGGGCAACUGUGCCACUGAGGAGCAAGUCUGGGAAGUGCUGAAUAUGAUGGGAAUAUUUGAUGGAAUCGAUCACUUCUUCUUUGGCGAUGCUAGAAAGCUCAUCACCAGAGAUUUAGUGAGAGAAAAGUACCUGGAGUACCAGCAGGUGCGCAACAGUGAUCCUCCACGCUAUGUAUUCCUGUGGGGCCCAAAAGCCUACGCUGAAACCAGCAAGAUGAAAGUCCUUGAGUUUUUGGCCAAGAUCCAUAAUCGUGCUCCUAGUUCCUUCUCACCCCUGUAUGAGGAAGCCCUGAAAGAUGCGGAAGAAAGAGCCCAAGCCAGAAUUGCUGCUAGAGCUCGCUUAGGCGCUGCAGCCUGUUCACGUUCCAAGGUCAAUCCCAGCAGCUUUACUAGUUCCAAGUGAAGUGUAACAAAGACACUUUGCUGUCCUUUUAAAGAGAAAAGCUAAUGUUCUCUCUAGUGGAGGGUGGCAUGAGGUUUGGCAACAACAUAGUGUAUAGUGUGUGUUUCUGUUCUGUGUGGUAAUUUUGGUAACUUAGAAAUGUUUUGUUUUGCU
Molecule: messenger RNA, 576 nt
Organism: Fukomys damarensis (Damara mole-rat)
Lineage: Eukaryota; Metazoa; Chordata; Mammalia; Rodentia; Bathyergidae
Product: melanoma-associated antigen B10-like
Exons: 1
Biological process (GO): negative regulation of transcription by RNA polymerase II
Cellular component (GO): nucleus
Source: RefSeq, a predicted model, not a curated record